AUGAUCUCCCUCGCCGUUCGCUCCAUUCGCGGAGCUGUCGCUCGGUUCUCCCCCACCUACUCUUACUCCCUGCUAUCGGACGCAACCCCCCAGUCCGAUCCCUCGUUACCCGCCUCAUCGAGCCCAACGCCGCAGUCAAAGUCCUUCCUCGCCAAACUCACCGCUAUUCUCUUCUUCCUGCUGCCCUCCUUCGUCCAGAGGAGGCUGAGACCCAGCGACAAGCACCAGCGCCGACGCCUCUAUGCUACAUCAUGGCUUGAUGGCCUACGCGGCGUCGCCUCCCUGAUCGUCUUCAUCUGUCACUACUCAGGUCCGCACUUUGGCUACUACCUCGCUCGACCAUACGGCAUCCCCGACGAAAACGAUCAUGUUGCUUCCUCGCCGUUGCAGCUGCCUUUCGUGCGUGUCAUUUACAGCGGCAAGCCCAUGGUCCACAUCUUCUUCGUUAUCUCGGGUUUCGUCCUCUCCCUCAAGUCUCUACAACUCGUCAGAAAACACAAUUAUGAAGCGCUCCAUCGCACCCUCUCAAGCAGCGUUUUUCGCCGGGGGUUUCGCCUCUUCCUGCCUACAACUGCCUCUACCUUUAUCAUCAUGAUUAUGAUCCGCUUGGGUUGGAUGGGACAGCCCUUGCCUACGCUGUGGGAGCAGCUGGUGGACUGGAAGAACGGUCUCUGGAAGAUCACCUUCAGUUGGCAAUGGGAUAUUACCCAGUUUCUCCCCUACGACGUUCACCUUUGGACCAUUCCUAUUGAGUUCUCAAACUCGUUGCUGUUGUUUGUUACUCUGGUUGGUGUAAGUCGUAUGAAGACGUAUCUCCGUCUGUUAUCUGUGGUUGGUAUAAUGAUCUACUGCCUCAAGUGUGGCCACUGGGCUGCGUUUGAGUUCUUUGGCGGCAUGGUCCUCGCCGAGGUUGGUCUUAUUCAGGAGGCCCGCCGCGAGCGCGCUGCCGCUGCAGCGGCCGUCGAGGACAAGGAGGCGGCAUCCGACACGGGGGCCAUCGGCGGCGGCUUCAACUCGUGGUCGAGCUCCGUCACAACGCUCGUCCUCAAGGCUUUCCUCCUUGGCAACCUCAUCUUCGCCCUAUUCGUUGCUGGAUGGCCGGAUCAGGUCAACGAUAUCACGCCGGGCAUAGCACCGCUCUUCCGCAACACCAUGGAGCCUUACUUCACGAUGGGUGGAGACCUUGUUGCAUUCCCCUGGUAUGCCCUCGGCGCCGUCCAGAUUGUUGCCGCCUUGCAGCAGAUCAAGGUGCUGCAGAACCUGUUCAUCACACCGUUGGCGCAGUACCUCGCUGAUAUUAGCUACGCACUGUACCUCUGCCACGGCCCUGUCCUAGACGUUUUCGAGCAUCGCUGGAUGCCCUACGUCUGGGCGCUGGUUGGCGGCAGAGACGAAGCCGGCAUGUGGGGGCGGAUGGUGGCGUGGUUCAUCGGGUUGCUGACGCUGGGAGUGCCCACCAUCUGGGCCAGCGACGUCUUCUGGCGCACGAUCGAUGUCAAGAGCGUCGAGCUAUCACGAUGGAUCGAGUCAUUCUGCACCCAGGACGACUAG
Molecule: messenger RNA, 1551 nt
Organism: Colletotrichum higginsianum IMI 349063
Lineage: Eukaryota; Fungi; Ascomycota; Sordariomycetes; Glomerellales; Glomerellaceae
Product: Acyltransferase
Exons: 1
Coding region: 1-1551 (516 amino acids)
Biological process (GO): polysaccharide biosynthetic process
Cellular component (GO): membrane
Molecular function (GO): acyltransferase activity, transferring groups other than amino-acyl groups
Source: RefSeq, a predicted model, not a curated record